Molecule: messenger RNA, 1597 nt
Organism: Sycon ciliatum
Lineage: Eukaryota; Metazoa; Porifera; Calcarea; Leucosolenida; Sycettidae
Exons: 2
Coding region: 142-1569 (475 amino acids)
Source: RefSeq, a predicted model, not a curated record
UUGACAGACCAUGAAAACGAUGCCAGCACCAUCAACCUCCUGCUCCUUCAUGAAGAUUUGGCAAGCCAUUUCUGCUGGAUCAAAGAUUUUGAUGCGCUAUGCUAUCAUCUGAACAAGUGCAAGACUAGGACCUACUUUUGCAUGAGGUGUUUAUCCGGUCACCGAUCUCCGCAGACUCUCGCCAGACACCAACUGUACUGCGCCGACGCGAAGCCUGCUGUGAUCAAGCUACCAGAACCCGGUGAGACGCUCACUUUCACGGAGACCAAGCGGAGAAUGAAGAUGCCAUAUAUCAUCUACGCUGACACUGAGAGUGUUCUCAAACCCAGCUCGGGGCAGCAUGGAGCCCACACUAUUCGGAAUGCAGAGCAUGAACCCUGUGGAAUUGCUUACAUCGUAGUGCGGUCAGAUGGAGAGGUGACGAGGCGAUUUCUUUACAGAGGAGAAAACCCGAUUGAAUCGUUUUUCGAGGAGCUCGAGGGAGAGGAUGAAAGAAUCACCAAUGACCUGCAGCACAUACGACCCAUGAACAUGUCAGCGGAGGAACAGCAGCGGUUUAAAAAUGCGAAUGAGUGCUGGAUUUGCAGCGAUGAGCUGGGUGAUGAUCGAGUGCGAGACCACGACCACAUCACGGGUAAAUACCGCGGUGCAGCUCACAGCAAGUGCAACAUCAACCUGAGGAUCACACCAGAGACUCAUCCAAUCCCGGUAGUUUUCCACAAUCUGAAAGGUUAUGACGCCCACCCACUCAUUUCAGCCAUUGGCGUCACCUCAUCGGAGAGCACAACCUACAUGAGUGGCGGAAGAAAGAAGAUCAAGAAAUCCGGUGAGAUCAAGAUCAUUCCUAACAACAUGGAGCGUUAUAUCUCCUUCAGCUGGGGGCGAUUCCGCUUUGUGGAUAGCCUAUCAUUCUUGAAUGCUUCGCUGGACAGGCUUGUAAAGAACACACCCAAAGACUCAUUUCACCAUCUGAGCUCAUUCUCUAGACUCACCCACACCAACAUCAACGGUAUGGAUGCCAGCAGCAGCAGCAGCAGUAGCAGCGACGAUUCAUCUACCACCAACAUUUACCAUGAUGAUACUUCAGCUGAUGAUCUGUUUGAGCUGCUUACUCGCAAAGGAGUCUACCCGUAUGAAUAUGUAACCAGUACAGCGGUGUUUGAUGAGACAUCACUACCACCCAAAGACGAGUUCUUCUCUUCAUUGACGGAAAGCCACAUCAGCGAUGAUGACUAUGAGCAUGCUCAACGCGUCUGGUCUGCGUUCAAGUGCAGAAACAUGGGAGACUACCAUGAUCUAUACCUCAAUACUGAUGUAAAUCUUCUGGCUGACGUCUUUGAGACAUUCCGAGUCACAGCCAUGAACACAUACGGACUCGAUCCGGCACAUUACUAUACUCUCCCCGGACUCGCCUGGGAUGCCCUGCUGAAGUACACCAAGGUAUCCCUCUCUCUUCUGAGUGAUGUGGAUAUGCACCUAUUCAUCGAGCGUGGUCUCCGUGGUGGGGUGUCAAUGGCUUCACAUCGACAUGGCAAGGCAAACAACAGGUAUGUGCAUGUAUGUGUGUGAAUGCAUGAAACACAUCCUUACAACUUUU